CCAGGUGGUAAUUAUUUCUUGAACAGGAUAGUAUCGUAUCGUUUCAUUCCUCGACAAAAAAAGAAAAAAAAAGUGGAUUAAAAUCCUCUUCAUCUCCUUUUAUUACCACCAUGGUAAUAUAUAAGUGAUAGAAAUUAGAAAGAAAGCUUGUAAUCUCAUUUCAUCCACAAUCCCAUCGUCACGAGAAAAAGAAAUGGUGUCUCGCCCCUCCCCCCCUCGUCUUCUUCACUCUAUCUCCUUGUUGCUACUUCUUCUUCUCUCCAUAUUCCAUGCCUCUGAUGCAGCGACUGCCCUAGUGGACAAGGUUUGCAAACAAACUUCAAGUUAUCCAUUCUGCGUGCGCUCUCUCUACUCUGACUCGCGAACCCCAGAAGCUGAUGAGUACACGCUGGCUUACAUUUCAGUUGGGGUAGCUUACAACAACGCUACCUCCACCCAACAUUACAUAUCUGAUCAGCUCAGGUCAAUCAAGGUCAAUGGCUCUACCCACCACGAUCAGCAGCAGCGUCUCCAAAUGUGUAGCCGCGGUUACCAAAGGGCUGUUUCAGCUCUGGCAAUGGCCCACAAUGACCUGGACUCCGAGACCUUCUUCGAAUUGGCUAGGCUGGCAGCCAAAGCCUCUAGCGGUGCUAAUGAUUGCAAGGCUGCUUUCAAGGGAAUUCCUUCACCAACAGCACUAGCCAAAGGGAACCAAGACUUGGUGUAUCUUUGUGAAAUUUGUGGUGUUGUUGCUAAAUUAUUUACUAGAAUGUGAUUCGUAUUCUGUCACAUUGAAUUAUCUUGUCUUAAUUAAUUAGGAGCUGAAGAAGACUUACCAUUAAAGUAAUAGUAAUUAAGCUGAUAAUUUGCGGAGAUAUAUAAAUACAAGGGUCGAUGCUUUUUUAA
Molecule: messenger RNA, 885 nt
Organism: Populus trichocarpa (black cottonwood)
Lineage: Eukaryota; Viridiplantae; Streptophyta; Magnoliopsida; Malpighiales; Salicaceae
Product: cell wall / vacuolar inhibitor of fructosidase 2
Exons: 1
Coding region: 194-754 (186 amino acids)
Molecular function (GO): enzyme inhibitor activity
Source: RefSeq, a predicted model, not a curated record